Adineta steineri is the source of this 1356-nucleotide messenger RNA. The record is from the annotation of a GenBank genome assembly. NCBI's taxonomy places the organism in Eukaryota, Metazoa, Rotifera, Eurotatoria, Adinetida, Adinetidae.
AUGUUUUUUAAAUUAGAAAAUUUUACUAAUGCAUGGCAAAAAUAUAUUGAAGAGUCUCAUGUUGCUCAUGCAUCAUAUUCAAUGACUAUUUUGGACGCUCAAACAGGUUCAAUUCUUUUUCAACAUGCAAAAGAUAUUGGCCUUCCGCCAGCUUCAUCACUUAAAACAAUUACUGCUGCUGCUGCUUUACAUUAUCUUGGUCCAAAUUAUACAUAUGAAACUUUAUUACAAUAUUCGGGUACAAUUCAUCCAGAAACAGGCUUUCUUGAUGGAUAUAUUUAUAUCGUCGGUAGUGGAGAUCCAUCAUUAGGUAGUUGGCGAUAUGAUAAAAUGACUACAGCAGAUCUUAUUAUAAAGAAAUGGGUGGAUGCUAUAAAAAAAGCUGGAAUUAAAAAAUGUCAAGGUAUUAUAGGUGAUACUAGUCAAUGGAAUAAUACACAGACACUUCUCAUUGAUGGAUGGACAUGGAAUGAUAUUGGACAUUCGUAUGGUACAGGUCAUUCAGCAUUAAAUUGGCGAGAAAAUGAAUUUACUAUAGCAGUACAACCUGGUCCUACUAUUAAUUCUCCGGCUCAUCUUGGUGAAAUCAAAAAUCCACCACCUCGAUUACAAAUUAGAAAUGAAUUGAUUACUUCAACUUCAGAUGGUGAAGCAUCUCUUUAUUUUUCAUUCGACGGCUCUAAUAUAGGUUAUCUACGUGGAUUUGUAUCAAUAAAUGCAUCUGCUGAUUUUUCUCUUCAUUGUGCUGUACCUAAUUCAGCUUUGUAUGUUGCUGAUGAAUUAACUAAAGCAUUACGAAUAAAUAAAAUUGAAAUAGAACAAGAAGCAACAGUUGAUUUAAUUAAAGCAGAUAGAGUAAUUCUACUUGACAUUCAUCAAUCACCACCAUUAUCAAAAUUACUUCAACCUUUUCUUCGUAAUAGUAUUAAUAUGUAUGGUGAAGUAUUUAUUAAAACAAUUGCUCAUAAAACUCAACAAAGUUCAUUAUUAGAUGCUCCUGUGAAAAUACUUCCAUUAUAUAUUAAAACAUUAUUGAACAAUGAGAAAUUCUUGAAUGGAAUGACAUUAAUGGAUGGAUCUGGUCUUUCACGUAGUAAUCGUUUAAGUACUUAUACUUUAACACAAAUUCUUUUUCAAAUACAAAAAGAAGCAUGGUUUAAUGAUGUUUAUUAUGAAGCUUUUCCGAUUAUAAAUGGAUUGCGAAUGAAAAGUGGUACCUUGAUGAAUACUAUUGCUUAUGCUGGAUAUGUUAGAGAAAAUUCAUUUGUUUUCUCAUUUAUGAUUAAUAAUUAUUAUGGUGAAAAUCCUUCAGAUAUGAGAACAAAAAUUUGGAGUGUUCUCGAUACCUUAAAAUAA